GCCGGCGUUCAACCCGUCAGCACCCGAGGGGCGGUGACUGGGCUGCUCCUGCCAGCGGGGCCCGCGGGCGGGCGGUGUACCCGAGGACGCGUCGCCAUGAAGCUGUACAGCCUCAGCGUCCUCUACAAAGGCAACGGCAAGGUGGUGCUGCUCAAAGCCGCGUACGAUGUGUCCUCCUUCAGCUUUUUCCAGAGGUCCAGUGUUCAGGAAUUCAUGACCUUCACAAGUCAACUGAUUGUGGAGCGCUCAGCAAAAGGCAUCAGAGCUUCUGUCAAAGAACAAGAAUACCUGUGCCAUGUCUAUGUGCGAAAUGACAGUCUCGCAGGAGUGGUCAUUGCUGACAGUGAAUAUCCAUCCCGGGUGGCUUUUACCUUGUUGGAAAAGGUACUGGACGAAUUCACCACGCAGGUUAACAGGACAGAUUGGCCAGACGGAAACCCUGCUAAAAUCAAGUAUGACGACCUGAGCUUUCACCUUAGUAAAUACCAGAAUCCCCGAGAAGCUGACCCUAUGUCUAAAGUACAGGCUGAACUAGAUGAGACCAAAAUCAUUCUGCACAACACCAUGGAAUCUUUGUUGGAGCGAGGGGAGAAGCUAGAUGACCUAGUGUCCAAAUCUGAAGUGCUGGGGACACAGUCUAAAGCCUUCUACAAAACGGCCCGGAAACAAAACUCCUGCUGUGCAAUCAUGUGACCGCAGCCAGCAGAGGUCUCUGUGCUGGAACAUCACUGUCAUUCACAUCAGAACUGCAGCCCCCAGCGAAGCAGAGCCGGCCGUGGAAAGACCAGAGUCGGACAGACUUAUUUCUCACUUUGAAUCUCCUGGGAGUAAUCCAGGGGUGGUGGAAGGGAUCUGGGGGUGGGGAAACGUCCAAAUUCAUAUGUCUAGUACUUUUUUGAAAGAUAAUUUGAGGCCCCCAAAGGUGUAUUUUUGGGCCAAAUGAAACCAUAAAUCUCAGUGAGUCCUGUAGAUGCUGAUCGGCUCGUUCUCAGCUCACCCCUGGAAGCCUGUGUGCCCUCUCUGGAGUGCCCUGGGGGGCAGAGCCCGUUCUUCAUUGAUCCUCAGUAUGCCUUUGGGUUUUAUUUGUACGUUAACUGUAUUAACACUCCAGUAAGGGGAGGGGACAUAGAGUCUGAUUACAGGGCUAGGAUGGGGCAGACCUUGAAGGAAGACUUGGUUCUCUUGAGAAAGCCACUUCCCGGCCACUCUGAGGAUGAGGGUUGAGACGGUACCAGAAAAGCAGUUCGGGGCAAGACCUGUGAUGGGAGGACAUGGUCACUGGGCUUCACAAAUUCUGAAACGGUUGCUUGCAUCCCUACCAAGAGUAGCUUCCUGCUGAGGGCAGCCAAACAUCAGGGUCCACAAAGAUGUCCAGGAGGUGUUUGGGGGAGGGGAGCCAACCCUGCCUUGCAAUUUAACUUUGAACAUCUGAACACAGCAAAGUGUGUUGUGGUCUCACAACUACUUUCCAUUUGCCUCUCUGGUAUCAAGCUGUCUUGGCAACCACCAGGGCCUGUAUGUCUUUACAGUUGGGCCUUUUCUGUAGCCACCAUUACUGGGCACCAAGUAGGACGCCCAGUGGUCUGAGCCCAGCCCCCCCGCAGUAACAUGCAGAGCUGGCCCCAAGAAGCAUGAAACCUAAAGUCUGGCCCAGCCCUGGAAAUAGACCAAGAGCUGCCCAGGUGAUGCCUAAGGUUCUGGGCCCCUCUUGGCUGGCCUGGUUCCUUGGAGGUCCUACUGCCAUGUUCCAAACCACCUUUUGGUGCCCUGCUGUGCUUCCUGCGGACACAAGCUCAGUGUGCCCUGAGACUCCAUCCCCACAGACGCCCUCCCAGGAAGGUGUCAGCCAGUGCACUCGUCUAUGGGGUAGGGCACCUGCCCCACCUCAGGAGGCCCCACAGGCCUGAAUUCCCACACCUGGGCCAGAAGGUGGGAUCUGCAUGACUUCCAAGGAAUCCACCUUGGCAGAUGCUCUUAUUAUCUGGGUUCUGCUGACCAAAGAACUUUGGCCUAUACCUAAAGCAGCCUGCCCAUGUGAUUUUCCUACUGCCAUAGAUACCCCAGAAAGCCUGGGCCCACCCUGCUCGCUGACACCCCAGGUGGCUGUGACCUUCCCUUAAGAUUGAUGCUGUUGGGGUGGGAGGGUAAGGUAUGGACUUGGGGGAAGGGACUGAGACUUUCUCUUGUCCCCCACAGGGCAGUGAGGCGGGUAUUGGCUCGGACCCUGCACUGGUAUUGACCCUGCUCCUGUUGCAUUGUUAAGUCAUUUGGCAAAGAGUGUAUUUUAAUAACUGCUACCUAACUUUUCUCUGUUCUGAGUUUCCUGUCUGGAUAAAGUUGUCUUUUGAAAUU
This is a messenger RNA of Condylura cristata (star-nosed mole), 2352 nucleotides long. It is a transcript of the gene YKT6, whose product is annotated as YKT6 v-SNARE homolog (S. cerevisiae). Gene Ontology annotation, molecular function: SNAP receptor activity. Lineage: Eukaryota; Metazoa; Chordata; Mammalia; Eulipotyphla; Talpidae. The coding region runs from base 97 to 693 and encodes 198 amino acids. Gene Ontology annotation, biological process: endoplasmic reticulum to Golgi vesicle-mediated transport. Gene Ontology annotation, cellular component: Golgi apparatus. The record is from RefSeq and is a predicted model, not a curated record. The transcript is spliced from 7 exons.